AUGAGCAGAAUCGGUCUCGUCCAACUCACCAGCUCGGCUCGCAACAGCCCAUUCGGCGUCGAGAAGGCGGCGUUCGACAAAUCGGCGAGCAAUAAAGUGAAAGCGCAUCCAGAACCGCUGAAACUCAAAAAGUAUCAACAAGUGGCACCGUCACCACUCGCCGUCACUCCGGUUUCAUCGCCAUUCGACGUGUUUUGUGAGGAGAGUAAGGAGAACGUCGAGACGCAGACACUUUUCGAGAACCAUUCAAUCUCCACUCAAACCUCCAUCUCCGUUCCACACAUCCAACCCGCCAUCACUGAAUCCGAUUUGACCGCCGACACGCCCACUGUCAACUACUAUCGAGUGAUGGCCGAUCGACUCCAGAUGGACUACGACGAUGAGAUCGAGCGAAACGGUCGAUUGGUCGCGGAGCUCGGCGAUUUGGCUGAGCAAACGACGAAAAUCGACGAAGACAUGGAGAUUCUUCUCGAAGUGCUCGCCGACAUUGACGAGGAGCAGAUGGGCGAUGAGCUCGGCACCGCCCAUGUUUAA
Molecule: messenger RNA, 534 nt
Organism: Caenorhabditis remanei
Lineage: Eukaryota; Metazoa; Nematoda; Chromadorea; Rhabditida; Rhabditidae
Exons: 2
Coding region: 1-534 (177 amino acids)
Source: RefSeq, a predicted model, not a curated record